Messenger RNA from Solanum dulcamara, 1948 nucleotides. RefSeq names its product WD-40 repeat-containing protein MSI4-like. The record is from RefSeq and is a predicted model, not a curated record. Gene Ontology annotation, molecular function: histone binding. Gene Ontology annotation, cellular component: nucleus. The transcript is spliced from 15 exons. Gene Ontology annotation, biological process: regulation of gene expression. NCBI's taxonomy places the organism in Eukaryota, Viridiplantae, Streptophyta, Magnoliopsida, Solanales, Solanaceae. The coding region runs from base 215 to 1702 and encodes 495 amino acids.
UAUAUUUUGGAAAAGAAGAGAGGGAAAAGGCGGAUCAAGAUUGUUGUUUCGAAAAUCAAAUCACCUUUCCAUAAAUAGAUCCAAGAGGCAGAGGCUGGGUUUUGGUCAUUUUCAUUUUUCUACAAAACCCUUUCGGUUUCCAGUCUUUUCACUAUUCUCACUACAGUUUGGUCUCUGUUUCCAAGGGUUUAACUUUCCCUCAAAAAAUUCUACCAUGGAAACGCCCUCUUCCCAGCCCAAAAGGCGUGGCAGGCCAAAGGGUUCUUCUACCAAAUCCAAAGACGAAAAAGAGAAGGAACUUCACAGUACCGGCAGGAUGAGAGGUAGUGUUGACAAGAGAGCUGCUGCUAUCGACGAACAAUAUGUUCAGUGGAAGUCACUCGUUCCCGUACUCUAUGACUGGUUCGCUAAUCACAACCUCGUUUGGCCUUCCCUCUCUUGCAGGUGGGGUCCAGUAGUUGAGCAGGGUUCUUUGAAAAACCGCCAGCGACUCUACCUUUCUGAACAGACGGAUAAGUCGGUGCCUAAUACUUUGAUCAUCGCUAAUUGUGAUGUGGUUAAGCCCAGGGUUGCAGCAGAAAAUCACAUUGCAAAUUUCAAUGAAGAGGCACGCUCGCCAUUUGUGAAGAAGUACAAAACCAUAAUACAUCCGGGAGAGGUUAACAGAAUCAGAGAACUCCCGCAGAACAAAAACAUAGUGGCAACCCAUACUGAUGGUCCUGAAGUUCUCAUUUGGGACAUUGAAGCUCAGCCUAACAAGCAUGCUGUCUAUGGUGCUGCUGCUUCGCGUCCAGAUCUGGUAUUAAGUGGACAUCAGGAUAAUGCAGAAUUUGCUCUGGCUCUGUCCCCCAUGGAACCCUUUGUCCUCUCUGGAGGAAAGGACAAAACUGUUGUCUUGUGGAGCAUUCAAGACCACAUUUCAACAUUGGCAGCAGAUGCACCCAAGUCUGCAGGACCAGGUGGCUCUAUAAUUAAGUCUGCUGAUAAUCCUUCUAUUGGACCACGUGGUAUCUUCCAUGGCCAUGAGGAUACUGUUGAAGAUGUUCAGUUUUGCCCUUCAAGUUCACAGGAAUUCUGUAGUGUUGGUGAUGAUUCAUGCCUCAUAUUAUGGGAUGCUCGAGUUGGUAACAAUCCUGUUGUAAAGGUUGAGAAAGCGCAUGAUGCUGAUCUUCAUUGUGUCGACUGGAAUCCUCACAAUGACAAUCUUAUCAUAACCGGGUCCGCUGAUAAUUCGGUACGCUUGUUUGACCGGCGAAAUUUGACUUCAGAUGGGGUUGGAUCACCAGUACAUGUGUUUGAGCAUCACACCGCCGCAGUUCUCUGUGUUCAGUGGUGUCCGGAUAGGUCUUCGGUGUUUGGGAGCUCUGCAGAGGAUGGUCUCUUAAAUAUUUGGGACUAUGAGAAGGUUGGUGAAACAAAAGAUACUGAAGUUACAUCUGAUGAUGAAGAAGAUGAUUCUCCUCCAGGCUUGUUUUUUCAGCAUGCUGGCCACAGGGAUAAAAUUGUGGACUUUCACUGGAAUGCAUCAGAUCCAUGGACUAUUGUUAGUGUAUCUGAUGAUGCGGAGACCUCUGGUGGAGGCGGCACAUUACAGAUAUGGCGCAUGAUUGAUAUGUUGUACCGGCCGGAGGAGGAAGUUUUGAAUGAGAUGCAACAGUUCAAGGACCACGUGAGCAAGUGUGUUCCUAAGUCCAAAGGCUGAGUUAUUUUAGCGCAAUAGUAGGCACUAGAGACACCAUGUAUGAGUGUAAACAGUAUCUAGUAGUUGGAACGGAUUUAGCGUGGACCAUUGAUAUUUGCAUGUAGGAGCUAUGCUUGAAAGUGGUUACUGUAUGCUAGUAGACGGUAAGCGUUUUAAGUAACCAAGACUGUAGAGCAUGAAUGUUGUAUGUUCUGGAUCUGUGGUAUUUUGCUACUUGAUGUUUGCAUUCUUAUUUAGCAUGCGAAA